CCAGUUUCGAUAGACGGACAGUCAGUCAGCGCAAGUGUACCACUCAGUACGCAAACAUAUCGUCUCCGUGCAAUACAUUCUCGCACACGGACGGCUCACCGUCAUCUUCUUCUUGCCUUGUGCCUGUAGGUGGUAUAGGCCCAGUAGUGGUCCUAAAUAACAACAUCACCUCUCGUAUAAGGUUGCACCGCGGGGCCCGUUAUUUACCAGAUCUUAGUCAUCGCAGUGAAAUUUUGCCAGUGCCUGGAGAGGAAAUUUCUCCCUAAAUUUCGUUUAGUGUCUUACCCCAGUGAAAAGAAAAAUCAAUUUUUGAAUAACUAAAGUGUGAUAACAUUAAGUAGAUAUCCGAAAAUAAACUGUUUCAUCUUAAAAACAAUAUAAGAAACUAUGCAAUCCGAAAACGAAACAUAUCUUGGGCUGGAUCUAAGCACCCAAAAGCUGAAGGCCGUCCUGCUGAACGCAAAGCUCGAGAAUGUUGCCCACGCGGAGGUCAAAUUCGACUCGGACCUGCCAGAGUUCCGCACCAGCGGAGGCGUUAAUGCCGGAACUGCCAAAAAUGAAUUCUACGUCCAACCGGUGAUGUGGGUGAAAGCUCUGGACAUGGUGCUGGACCGAUUGGUCGUCCAGGGAGGUGACCUCAGCACGGUGAUGGCCGUCAGUGGAUCGGCCCAGCAGCACGGUUCCCUGUACUGGUCCCGCAGCGGAGUGCAGACCCUGCGCAAUCUGGACGCCGACAAGUUCCUGCACACGCAGAUUGACGAUUCGGCGUUCACCGUGCACCGGACGCCCAUCUGGAUGGACAGCACCACCGGGAAGCAGUGCCAGGAGAUGGAGGAAGCGGUCGGUGGACGGGAGAAAAUGGUGCACAUUACGGGGUCCAAGUGCUACGAGCGGUUCACGGGGCCCCAGAUCAGAAAGGUCUAUCAGCAGCGACCGGACUGCUACCGGAAUACGGAACGAAUCUCGCUGGUCAGCAGCUUUUUGGCGUCGAUAUUUCUGGGAGAAGUGGCGCCGAUCGAUCUGGCUGAUGGUUCCGGGAUGAAUUUGCUGGACAUUCGGAAGAGGACGUGGUCGGAUGCGUGUCUAACGGCGUGUGCGCCGAACUUGGAAGCGAAAUUGGGAAACCCCGUGCCUACAAGUUCGGUGAUUGGGACAAUCGGUCAGUUCUUCGUGCAGCGUUACAAUUUUAACACGGCUUGCAAGGUGGUGGCCUUUACCGGGGACAAUCUGUCCGCGCUGGCGGGGAUGGUGAUUGGGGAAGAUUGGCUGGCGUUGUCCUUGGGAACGAGUGAUACGAUUAUGAUGCGACUGAGUGAACCGCCCAAUCUGCUGGAAGGUCACGUGCUAGCGCAUCCGACCAAUGAAGGGUACAUGGGACUGCUGUGCUUCCGCAAUGGGUCCCUGGUCAGGGAUAUAUUCAAACGGGCCGAAGCAAACGAUAAUUGGGAGAAUUUCAGCGAACUUUUAGACUCGACUCCACGGGGAAACUUCGGCAACAUCGCGUUGCAUUUCAUCUCCCAGGAAAUCUUGCCGUCCGUAAAAGGAUCGCUUCGGUGGAACAAGGGCUCCAACCUGGACGAACCCGAACUGGCCAAGGGGGUCUUGAAGUUCAGUUCCCCACAGGCGGAAAUCCGUGCACUGAUCGAAGGGCAGAUGUUGACCAGGAAGGCUUUCGCUGCGGAGAUGGGAUUCAGCUUCGGAGAGAACACUCGGAUUCUGGCCACCGGUGGAGCAUCGGCCAACAAGUCGAUCCUGCAGGUCGUGUCCGACGUGUUCAACGCCCCGGUGUACACCCAGCAGACGACGGAAGCAGCCCUGCUGGGAGCCGCCUAUCGAGCCAAGUACGUCCUGGAGGCGGAUCGUGCCAAAGAAGGCGGCCAGGUGGCACUCGAGUCGUACUUCAAAUACAUUCGGAACCUUCUGCCGGAGCACAGCGUCACCAGGGUUUGCGAUCCCGCCCAGGACAGCAGCGACAUCUACGACCAAAUGCUGGAACGGUAUCAUCACAUGGUACAGUACAUGAUGCUGCACCAGGAUUAAAGUGAUGGGAAAUCAGUUUGACGACAUUCCACGUGGAACCACAUUCCAGCUGAAAAGCCAUAGGCUUUCUUUCCUUCCUACAUCGACUUAAAAAAACGAGCUUGGCGUCGAGCAUAACGACCACGAUUACGCUAACAGUAGAAUUUAUUGUUAUUUUUGUAGAUAUUAUGUUGAUUCUUUUUAUAUGCAUCAUAGUAGGAAAUGCCGCUAAUUGAAUGUUACUUUAGACGAAAUAAAUCUUGCGGAAAUUUAUGGUA
Messenger RNA from Aedes aegypti (yellow fever mosquito), 2297 nucleotides. Its product is annotated as xylulose kinase. Gene Ontology annotation, cellular component: cytosol. Lineage: Eukaryota; Metazoa; Arthropoda; Insecta; Diptera; Culicidae. Gene Ontology annotation, molecular function: D-xylulokinase activity. Gene Ontology annotation, biological process: xylulose metabolic process; D-xylose metabolic process. The record is from RefSeq and is a predicted model, not a curated record. The transcript has 3 exons. Bases 388 to 2040 code for a protein of 550 amino acids.